Peromyscus californicus insignis is the source of this 7245-nucleotide messenger RNA. It is a transcript of the gene Adgrl3, whose product is annotated as adhesion G protein-coupled receptor L3. The transcript has 27 exons. The record is from RefSeq and is a predicted model, not a curated record. The coding region runs from base 380 to 4273 and encodes 1297 amino acids. Gene Ontology annotation, molecular function: carbohydrate binding; G protein-coupled receptor activity. Gene Ontology annotation, biological process: synapse assembly; brain development; cell surface receptor signaling pathway. Lineage: Eukaryota; Metazoa; Chordata; Mammalia; Rodentia; Cricetidae. Gene Ontology annotation, cellular component: axon; membrane; cell-cell junction.
UUCUUUUUUUUUUCUUUUUUGCCCCGGGGCUCAAUGGAUGGAUUGUGGAAAACUGCACCGGGUUGCAGGUUGUUGAGCAACUGAUGGGACCAUCUCAGGGACCGGCGGUUACGAAAGAUGCCGAUUUGAAGAACUGCCCUGAAAACUGAAAUGUUUAAUUCAGUAAGUCAGAAGACAAAACCAUGGAUUUUUAGCAAUCAAAGAACAAAUUAAGGUUUCUGACUUGGAAUAUCAGUGUUUAUUUUUGAGGAAUUUUUCUUUCUCUUGUGUUUGUUUUUAAUUAUUGAUAUUGGAAUACAGAAGAGGAACCAGAAACAUACUCAUUUGGUUUCCCUUCAGAGCACUCAUUCUUGAGGCAUUGUCGCCUGAGAACACAGCCAUGUGGCCACCACAGCUGCUCAUCCUCAUGAUGCUUUUAGCACCUGUAGUUCAUGGUGGCAAGCACAAUGAGAGACAUCCAGCCCUUGCUGCUCCACUGCGACAUGCUGAGCGCAGCCCAGGAGGCGCUCUACCUCCCAGACAUCUUCUUCAGCAGCCAGCUGCAGAGCGCGCCACUGCUCAUCGAGGACAAGGCUCACGUGGAGCUGCCAGAGGAGUUCGUGGACCCGGUGCCCCAGGAGCACAGAUUGCAGCCCAAGCUUUCAGCCGUGCCCCAAUUCCCAUGGCAGUGGUCCGCAGAGAGCUCUCCUGUGAGAGCUACCCCAUUGAGCUCCGCUGUCCUGGCACAGACGUCAUCAUGAUCGAGAGUGCCAACUACGGGAGGACAGAUGACAAGAUCUGUGACUCUGACCCUGCUCAGAUGGAGAAUAUCCGAUGUUAUCUGCCAGAUGCCUAUAAGAUUAUGUCUCAAAGAUGCAAUAACAGAACCCAGUGUGCUGUGGUGGCAGGUCCUGAUGUUUUUCCAGACCCAUGUCCAGGAACUUAUAAAUACCUUGAAGUGCAGUAUGAAUGUGUCCCUUAUAAAGUGGAACAAAAAGUUUUUCUUUGUCCUGGACUGCUAAAAGGAGUGUACCAGAGUGAACACUUGUUCGAAUCUGACCACCAAUCUGGGGCAUGGUGCAAAGACCCUCUACAGGCUUCCGACAAGAUUUAUUAUAUGCCCUGGACCCCAUACCGAACUGAUACACUGACAGAGUAUUCAUCCAAAGAUGACUUCAUUGCUGGAAGGCCAACAACUACCUACAAGCUCCCUCACAGAGUGGACGGCACUGGAUUUGUAGUAUAUGAUGGUGCCCUGUUCUUCAACAAGGAGCGUACCAGGAACAUAGUAAAGUUUGACUUACGGACUAGGAUAAAGAGUGGAGAGGCAAUCAUAGCAAAUGCCAAUUACCAUGACACAUCCCCAUACCGAUGGGGUGGCAAAUCUGAUAUAGACUUGGCAGUGGAUGAAAAUGGAUUAUGGGUAAUCUAUGCAACAGAACAAAACAAUGGCAAAAUUGUCAUUAGCCAGUUGAACCCUUAUACCCUACGGAUUGAGGGGACAUGGGACACGGCAUAUGACAAAAGGUCAGCUUCCAAUGCGUUUAUGAUUUGUGGGAUUCUGUAUGUGGUCAAAUCUGUAUAUGAGGACGAUGACAAUGAGGCCACCGGUAAUAAGAUUGACUACCUUUACAACACCGACCUAAGCAAGGAUAGCCUGGUGGAUGUGCCCUUUCCCAAUUCCUACCAGUACAUAGCAGCUGUGGAUUACAACCCCAGGGACAAUCUGCUUUAUGUGUGGAAUAACUACCAUGUUGUGAAAUACUCUUUGGACUUUGGACCUCUGGAUAGUAGAUCAGGGCCAGUGCAUCAUGGACAGGUUUCCUACAUCUCUCCACCGAUUCACCUUGACUCUGACCUAGAAAGACCCCCGGUUCGAGGAAUUUCUACCACAGGCCCCCUGGGCAUGGGAAGCACAACCACCAGCACCACUCUCCGGACCACUACCUGGAACAUAGGGAGGAGUACCACGCCAUCCCUACCAGGCAGAAGAAACCGCAGUACCAGCACACCGUCCCCAGCUGUGGAGGUGCUGGAUGACAUUACCACACACCUGCUGCCAUCUGCAGCCUCCCAAAUUCCAGCUAUGGAAGAGAGCUGUGAAGCUGUGGAGGCCCGGGAAAUAAUGUGGUUUAAGACCCGUCAGGGGCAAGUAGCAAAGCAGCCCUGCCCAGCAGGAACCAUCGGUGUGUCGACUUAUCUAUGCCUUGCUCCUGAUGGAAUAUGGGAUCCCCAAGGACCAGAUCUCAGCAACUGCUCUUCUCCUUGGGUCAAUCAUAUCACACAGAAGCUAAAGUCUGGAGAAACAGCUGCCAAUAUCGCUAGAGAGCUGGCGGAACAGACCAGAAAUCACUUGAAUGCUGGGGAUAUCACCUACUCAGUCCGUGCCAUGGACCAGCUGGUUGGUCUCCUGGAUGUCCAGCUCAGGAAUUUGACUCCAGGUGGGAAAGACAGUGCUGCCCGCAGCUUGAACAAGCUUCAGAAAAGAGAGCGCUCUUGCAGAGCCUAUGUCCAGGCCAUGGUCGAGACGGUUAACAACCUCCUUCAGCCGCAAGCUUUGAAUGCGUGGAGAGACCUGACUACAAGCGACCAGCUACGUGCAGCCACCAUGUUGCUUGACACUGUGGAGGAGAGCGCUUUCGUGUUAGCCGAUAACCUUUUGAAGACUGACAUUGUCAGGGAAAAUACAGACAAUAUUCAAUUAGAAGUUGCAAGGCUGAGCACAGAAGGAAACCUAGAAGAUCUAAAAUUUCCAGAAAACGUGGGCCAUGGAAGUACUAUCCAGCUUUCAGCAAACACUUUAAAGCAAAAUGGCCGGAAUGGAGAGAUUAGAGUAGCCUUUGUCCUGUACAACAACCUGGGUCCUUAUUUGUCUACGGAGAAUGCCAGUAUGAAGCUGGGCACAGAAGCCAUGUCCACAAAUCAUUCUGUUAUCGUCAAUUCUCCUGUUAUUACAGCAGCAAUAAAUAAGGAGUUCAGUAAUAAAGUUUAUUUGGCUGAUCCCGUGGUAUUUACUGUUAAACAUAUCAAGCAGUCAGAGGAAAAUUUCAACCCUAACUGUUCAUUUUGGAGCUAUUCCAAACGCACAAUGACAGGUUAUUGGUCAACACAAGGCUGUCGACUCCUGACAACAAACAAGACACAUACUACAUGCUCCUGUAACCACCUCACGAAUUUUGCAGUAUUGAUGGCACAUGUGGAAGUUAAGCACAGUGAUGCAGUCCACGACCUCCUUCUGGAUGUGAUCACGUGGGUCGGAAUCUUGCUGUCCCUUGUUUGUCUCCUGAUAUGCAUCUUCACAUUCUGCUUCUUCCGUGGGCUCCAGAGUGACCGUAACACCAUCCACAAGAACCUCUGCAUCAGCCUGUUUGUGGCAGAAGUGCUCUUCCUGACUGGAAUCAACAGAACAGACCAACCCAUCGCCUGUGCGGUGUUUGCAGCGCUUUUGCAUUUCUUCUUCCUGGCGGCCUUCACCUGGAUGUUUCUGGAAGGGGUGCAGCUGUAUAUCAUGCUGGUGGAGGUUUUUGAGAGCGAGCAUUCACGGAGGAAGUACUUUUAUCUGGUGGGCUAUGGCAUGCCUGCACUCAUCGUGGCCGUGUCUGCAGCAGUGGACUACAGGAGCUACGGAACAGACAAAGUAUGCUGGCUUCGACUUGACACCUACUUCAUUUGGAGUUUUAUAGGACCCGCGACCCUGAUAAUUAUGCUGAAUGUAAUCUUCCUUGGGAUUGCUUUAUACAAAAUGUUUCAUCAUACUGCCAUACUGAAACCUGAAUCAGGCUGUCUUGAUAAUAUCAACUAUGAGGAUAACAGACCCUUCAUCAAGUCAUGGGUUAUAGGUGCAAUAGCUCUUCUCUGCCUGUUAGGAUUGACCUGGGCCUUUGGACUCAUGUAUAUUAAUGAAAGCACAGUCAUCAUGGCGUAUCUCUUCACCAUUUUCAAUUCUCUACAGGGAAUGUUUAUAUUCAUUUUCCACUGUGUCCUACAGAAGAAGGUACGGAAAGAGUAUGGGAAAUGCUUGCGCACGCAUUGCUGUAGUGGGAAAAGCACGGAGAGUUCGAUUGGCUCAGGGAAAACAUCUGGUUCUCGAACUCCAGGACGGUACUCCACAGGCUCCCAGAGCCGAAUUCGGAGAAUGUGGAAUGACACUGUCCGGAAGCAGUCAGAGUCAUCCUUCAUUACUGGAGACAUAAACAGCUCUGCAUCACUCAACAGAGGGAUGCCUUCCAGAAGCCCUCCUACCGUGCACUGUGCAGACCCUUCCAGCACCAGAACACAGAACCUAUGGACCUGAGGCUGACCCACCACCCACAUUAUCCUAUGGUACCUGGCAGCAAAAAUAUGCCUAUGUGAUGAAGAAAUCAUGAUCUAAAUAUUUGAAUGUAGAAACAUGUACACUGAAAAAUUUCCAAUUAAAGUUCAUAGUUGUAACCAGAGGUUUCAGUUCUUCUUUUAAUUACUGAUUUUUAAAUAAUUUUUACAAGUUCUCUGAGAAUUUUGUACAGUGUAUUUUGAUCAUAUUCAUCACUGACCCAACACCUCCCAAAACCACUCUCCUUUCCUACCCAUCCAAUUUUCAAAACAACUCUCCUUUCCUACCCAUCCAAUUUUGCGCUCUCUCUCUCUCUCUCUCUCUCUCUCUCUCUCUCUCUCUCUCUCUCCCCAUCAAGUCCAAUUUGUGCUGCCCAUAUACUCUUGGAUAUGUGGUCUUCUUGGGGCUUGCUGGAUUUACUGGUGGUGACUCUCUUAAGAAAAAGCUAACCCUCUGAUCCCAGUAGCUUUCAAGUGCCAAUAACUCCUCAGCUAGGGGUGGGACUUGAUGUCCACACGCCCCAGACUUCGAUUGGAUUGAAUUCUUCUUCAUGCUUAAUGAGAACACAGCUCUCUCUGGUCAUUUACAUACUCAAUAACUCACAGACACAAAUAUAAAUAUUAAAAGUGUCUUACUCAAGAGGAUCAGAACUUCUAUGUGUUGCCUACUAUAAACCCAUAAAUAUUAUUGAAAUAAUCAUAGGAGUAUGUUUGAGUCUCCUGUUUCAUGUAUUUUGAAAUGUGGGGAUACAUUUCAGCAUAUCUGAUGUCUGUUUUCCUCUUACUCUCCGCUUAUACUGAAUAUACAUGUGUAUAUAUGUAUAUAUAUAUAUAUAUAUAUAUAUAUAUUUGUAAUAUAAUUUCAAACACUAAAAUUGAUCAAUGUAACAUAAGGCACAGUUCACAAUGAAUGUGGCAUCAGUAAGAAUCUAAGUAAUAAGCUCAUCAUUCUUGACUAUUUUCCCUGCGAAGGAAAAUUUUGGUGUUCUCAAAUUUAGCAGCACAUUUAUGAAAUAUUUUAAUGCUUCCCAACUUAGAUGGAAAAUGUUUAUAAAAAAACUACAUGACAUUACUAUUGACAAAUCACAGAGCUGACACUUUUCUGAUUUACCAAUAAUGAAAGCCAAUUUCAAUCAUGUUGAAAAAUUGAAUUAUAUUCCUAUCUAUUUGUCAAAAAUCACCACAGUUGUUAUAUAGAAAACAUUAAGAAAUUUACAGGGAGAAAUAUUUAGAGAAAUAGUGUUUUAGAUGUUAUGGUCAAAAGGCAAAUUUAAAACCUGUUUAUCUUUUGUGCUUAGGUUAAUUUUCAGCUUUUUAGAACUUCUCAUUUAUUGUGAUUUUUGUUUUUACUAUAAAUAAAUAUUGAGUAUUUCACCUAAUUUGUUACUGAUUUUUUUUUUAGUAUAUCCUUUUCCUUAAAAAAUAACCCCCAAAGAAAUAAAUUCUGGUUCUCUUACAAACCCUGGAUUUUUGUCUAGUUCUUCCUGUUGGAAGGAUUACUCAUCAUAAUUUUGCUACUAAAUGUGCAUAAAAUGGGCUUUGCUGUGGAAAUGUUUUUCACUUCUAGGUUUCCAAAGUUUUACUACUCAUAUAACUGUUUUGUUCUGUGAAGAUUCUUUUUGUAACAUUUGACCAUUUAAAACAUGUUUUAAACACUUUUAUUAAUCUACGGAAAAAUUAAAAAUAACAUGGUAGUACUUAGUUGACUAUGUGUGUUACAAAUAUCUUCAAAUAUCCAAAUAUUUCAAAAUAUUAAAAUAUACAACAUUACAAACAUUUUAUCACAUUUUUCACUUCAUUUCUUUUCAUGGUAGUUAGUUAUACACCAAAUAAUGGAUUUCAUGAUAGCGUUUUUGUGCACUUUUUACGCGAGACAAGACAGACAGUACCUGUCUUUCCUGCCACUGCUGUCUCCCUUCUGCCCCUUCAGACCCUUCUUCCCUGCUCUUAGUUCCCCUUCUAGUUUCAUGUAUUGCACAUAACUGUGUCUGUGUUUUGACUCGGGUUCUGUAGCCUUUGUCACUGAUCUUUGUCUUUCACUUUGCAGCAGAGACUACUUGUACAGAGUGUGAAAAAAAAUUCAGUUUUAUCUCUUUUUUUUUCAUAAAGAAUGACAUUUUAAACAUUUUUCUUUCCUUAUGAGAAAUAUUAUGAGAAAUAGCUACCUCUGUCAUAUGUCCACACGUAGGAAUAUGCUUUUGGAUUUUCUGUUUUAAGUAUCACUUUGCUCACCUUUAAAAUGGCUGUUUAUUAAAGUCCUGUACUGUCUUACUUAUUAUGGCUUUAUAAUUAUUCUAUAUAGUUGGUUGAGCAAUUCCUUUUUGCUUUCUUUCUAUUACUGUUUACUUUUGCAUAAAGAAUUUUAAAAUAUCUUGUCAUGAAUCAUGAAAAAACCUAUUUUACAGGUGAAAUUAUAAUGGAUGUGACUAUAAUCAGGAAAUAUUCUACUUUCAAAUACAUUCUUUGUAGCCACGAGCAUGGACCAUAAUUAUGAAUACUCAUGUAAAGAUCAGUCCAUAGUUAUUAUUUUUUCAACUCAAUUUCACAUUAUAUAUUUGCUCUUGGAAUUUAAUUGGAAAUUAAUCCAAACAGCAUAAUUGUUUAUGAUAAAGACUUAUUAGUGCACUUGAAGUUUGUAUUAUAGUUAUGGUGAUUACUUAUGGGAUAUGAUGUCUAAUAUUUUCUUGAUAUUAAAAUUUCUGCCAUAGCUUUACAACACCCAUGUUACUGAAAAGAUCUGUUUAAUAUAAUGUGUGGAUUCUGUUCAAGAAUUAAGGUAGAUGGACUUAUUACCUACUUAAUUAGAGACUUCAUUAUUGGAUGUUUACAGGAAGUGUACUUGGCUAAAGUCCAAAAGCUGGAGAUGUUUUCAUGGCAUAGCUUAUUUGUAAAUAUUGUACUUAAUCAGGAUAAAGUUUGAAGUAGUUAAAAAUAAAAGGUUACCUUGAAUAAUAA